GAAGAGCUUUGCUUCCCAUGACGCAGCGCGCAGAAGGGUCAACUGGGAUAUUUCUGGUAAAACUGAAAGUGGGAGGAGCUGCACGCCCGCCCCAAGGGCCAGUGAACGGCCGGAGGGGGUAUUUGGGUGACAGAUGGGUGCACCUCUCAUCUGAGAGAAAAGAGAGACCUGUUGGCAAAUCAACCUCAAACCUAAGAUUGCUGUGAAGCAAUAGUAAGAGCAGACACACGCCGGAGGGGAAGAGUGACAAGGCAAGACGGAGCGCCCGUGCCGACAGCCCCCGCCAUUUACCCCAACCCGCCGCAAAGAUGUCUCUAAAACUGCCCAGGAACUGGGAUUUCAAUCUGAAGAUGGAGGCUGUGAAAAUAGCUCGGUCCAGGAGCGUGAUGACCGGUGAGCAGAUGGCGGCCUGUCACCUGUCAGCCACCCCCAACCCACUGGAGAGGCCCAUCAAGAUGGGCUGGCUGAAGAAGCAGAGGUCCAUUGUGAGGAACUGGCAGCAGCGGUACUUUGUGCUGAGGGCACAGCAGCUUUACUACUACAAGGACGAAGAGGACAUGAAACCUCAGGGCUCCAUAUAUCUACCAGGAAGUGCAAUCAAGGAGAUUGCCACACACCCUGAGGAGGCUGGAAAGUUUGUCUUUGAAGUCAUUCCAGCCUCAUGGGACCAGAAUCGCACAGGACAGGACUCUUAUGUCCUCAUGGCCAGUUCCCAGGCAGAGAUGGAAGAGUGGGUCAAGUUCCUCAAGAGAGUUGCUGGCAUGCCCUCUGGAGUGUUUGGCCAGCGCCUAGAUGAGACUGUGGCCUAUGAACAGAAAUUUGGGCCCCAUCCAGUGCCCAUCCUGGUGGAGAAGUGUGCAGAGUUCAUCCUGGAGCAUGGCCUGAAUGAAGAGGGCAUCUUCCGGCUUCCUGGGCAGGACAACCUGGUGAAGCAGCUCAGGGAUGCUUUUGACGCCGGGGAGCGGCCCUCCUUUGACAGGGACACGGAUGUGCACACUGUGGCUUCCCUGCUAAAACUCUACGUCCGCGAUCUUCCAGAGCCCGUGGUUCCCUGGGGCCAGUACGAGGGAUUCCUGCUCUGUGGGCAGCUCAUGAAUGCAGACGAGGCCAAGGCUCAGCAGGAGUUGAUGAAGCAGCUCUCCAUCCUUCCUCGUGACAAUUAUAGUCUCCUGAGCUACCUCUGCAGGUUCCUGCAUGAAAUCCAGUUGAAUUCUGCUGUUAACAAGAUGAGCGUGGACAACCUGGCUACAGUGAUUGGUGUGAAUCUCAUCAGGUCAAAAGUGGAAGACCCUGCUGUGAUCAUGAGAGGGACACCUCAGAUCCAAAGAGUGAUGACAAUGAUGAUCAGAGACCAUGAAAUCUUGUUCCCCAAGUCCAAGGAUGUACCCUUGUCACCCCCUGCCCAGAAGAAUGACCCCAAGAAGGCCCCUGUGCCUCGCAGCUCUGUGGGUUGGGAUGCCACUGAAGACCCUGUAGUUUCUAGGACGGGCAGCUUCAAUAAUGUAAGAUGCAUAACAAGCGACUCAGAAGCCACCAGCCCCUUUGGACCACAGAGCGACGGGCUCCUGGACGACAGCAGCAGAGUGGCUAGGGACAAACCGGGAGACUGGAAGAUGCAGUCGCGAAAAAGGACUCAAACGCUUCCUAACCGGAAGUGUUUCCUGACAUCAGCACUGCAAAGCCCGAACAGCAGCAAGAUGGAGAUCUUUCAGAAUGAGUUCUGGUCCCCUUCAGGUGAAGCGAAGGCAGGGGAAGGACACAGGAGAACCAUGUCUCAAGAUGUGCGCCACCUUUCUGAUUCCCAGCGGACUUCCACCUACGAUAACGUCCCAAUCCCAGCAGGGUCCUCACAGCAGGAAGUGGUUGCUGUCUCUUCCCCUGCCUGUGACACCAAGGGAGACACCCUUGCCAGCCCACACUCGGAAACUGGGUCUGGAAAACAGAACUCUGAAGAAGAGGAAUUUCAGUCUCUGCAGAGGGUGGUCCGGGAACUGCGGCAGGAAAUAGAAACACAAAAGCAAACGUAUGAGGCACAGAUUAAAAACCUGGAGAAGGAAAAUUAUGAUGUUUGGGCUAAAGUUGUGAGGCUCAAUGAAGAACUGGAACAGGAAAAGAAGAGAUUUGCAGCCUUGGAAAUCAGGCUCCGUGACGUGGAACGUUCCCGGGAGGACGUUGAGAGGAGGAACAAGGUUUUGGAAGAGGAAGUCAAGGAAUUUGUCAAGUCCAUGAAGGAGCCUAUAACUGAUGCUUGAGGACCCCAGGGGCACCACAUAGACAUCUCGGAGACACCCAUCUCAGCCCUCUUAGUGCUCCUUGACAACUGGGAAGCAGAGUUACUCCCCAAUAGGAAAAGGACACCUGGGAAGAAAACCCUGCAUUUCCCAGCAAAUAGAACUUGACGCGGUUUGCAGGCAAAUGUGAGCUGGGACACAUGUGGUCUUCCGUGGCCACCGAUGGCUGCAUCCAAAGGGAUUGUUAUUCUACAGUGGCCUCAGGAUUUGUGGUCUGGAACCUCCCUUUGCUGAAUGACCAAGUCCAAAAGAGCUAUCUGAGGCAGGCUGGCCCUCCCCAGAGGCAGGACUCAGGAUUUAUAUUUUUGGUUUUCCCUAGGGAACAUCUCAUCUUGCCAGUUGACCUCAGGGCAUCUCAGACACAGGGACAGGAAAUGGUAUUAUACAGCAUUUAAGUGCUCAUUCCGGGAGGACUGUGUUUUGGGGAGGCUGCACCUGCUAAAGUCAAAAUCUCAUUCUACUCCCACCACAAUGCACAUUCUCCAGGGGUUCUCAGAUUUAUUGGGACUAAGAAAAAACAAGCAAUAAGUUGUAUUUAUAAAACCAAAAUUAAGUGGCAAACUUGCAAUCAAAUAAAGGACAAAAACAA
Messenger RNA from Ochotona curzoniae (black-lipped pika), 2880 nucleotides. It is a transcript of the gene ARHGAP25, whose product is annotated as Rho GTPase activating protein 25. The transcript is spliced from 11 exons. Gene Ontology annotation, molecular function: GTPase activator activity. Gene Ontology annotation, cellular component: phagocytic cup. The coding region runs from base 309 to 2252 and encodes 647 amino acids. Gene Ontology annotation, biological process: negative regulation of small GTPase mediated signal transduction; activation of GTPase activity; signal transduction. NCBI's taxonomy places the organism in Eukaryota, Metazoa, Chordata, Mammalia, Lagomorpha, Ochotonidae. The record is from RefSeq and is a predicted model, not a curated record.